Messenger RNA from Polistes dominula (European paper wasp), 387 nucleotides. RefSeq names its product cuticular protein 49Ah. Lineage: Eukaryota; Metazoa; Arthropoda; Insecta; Hymenoptera; Vespidae. Gene Ontology annotation, molecular function: microtubule binding. The record is from RefSeq and is a predicted model, not a curated record. Gene Ontology annotation, cellular component: cytoskeleton; sperm flagellum; axonemal microtubule.
AUGGAGAUUUGUCCUCCCGAACCACCUAAAGAAACGCGUCCAGUUUCGAUCAUCGAAGCAAAAAAUAAAAUUCGGCUAGAUCAUGAUGAAUGCUGCAAUUGUUGUUGCUGUUGCAUACCACAACCCACUGCAUUUGAAUACGUUCAACCGGAAGUACCGAAAUCAUUUCGACCAAUUCAAUAUUAUAUGAAAUCGGAUAUACCAAUAGAAGAUGCUACAACUUAUCGAUAUUCUUAUUGGGAUGGGCCACGUCCAUUAGUUGAAGCAAUAAAACCCAAAGAUUGUUUGACAGUCGGUGACGGUAGUAUAACCGAUGAAACAAUUCAUAAAGUUAAUAAUCAUUUUCUUUUAGUAAUUAAUUAAUUCAGAAAGAGAAAAAAAAAUCAA